GAAGCCGGCGGGGGCCUGGACGGCGGGCAAGGCAAGCGGAAGAGGCUGUUCUCCAAAGAACUAAGAUGCAUGAUGUAUGGAUUCGGAGAUGACCAGAACCCUUACACAGAAUCGGUGGACAUUCUUGAGGACCUGGUAAUAGAGUUUAUCACAGAAAUGACACACAAGGCCAUGUCAAUUGGGCGGCAAGGUCGCGUACAGGUUGAAGACAUUGUCUUUUUAAUACGCAAGGACCCGCGGAAGUUUGCCAGAGUUAAAGACCUCCUAACUAUGAAUGAAGAACUGAAACGAGCCAGAAAGGCCUUUGACGAAGCAAACUAUGGUUCUUGAUUCUGUGUGCAGGCUGCACUGGGGCAUUACUUGGGCACCUGUUGCCCAAAAGGAGGGAAUGUCACAUGUGCUGUCUGGGGGGGUGUUAUUCAGGAUGGAGAUCACUGUUGGGAUGUCUGCCCUCCCAGCCUUUUCUGAGAAGCAUUCAAGCAGCUGAAUGUUACCUGACUGUAUGUGGUAUGCUGAGGUAUUUUUACACCGU
Messenger RNA from Mesitornis unicolor (brown roatelo), 532 nucleotides. It is a transcript of the gene TAF13, whose product is annotated as TAF13 RNA polymerase II, TATA box binding protein (TBP)-associated factor, 18kDa. The transcript is spliced from 3 exons. Lineage: Eukaryota; Metazoa; Chordata; Aves; Mesitornithiformes; Mesitornithidae. Gene Ontology annotation, biological process: transcription by RNA polymerase II. Gene Ontology annotation, cellular component: transcription factor TFIID complex. The record is from RefSeq and is a predicted model, not a curated record. The coding region runs from base 70 to 330 and encodes 86 amino acids. Gene Ontology annotation, molecular function: protein heterodimerization activity.